Molecule: messenger RNA, 3675 nt
Organism: Sitophilus oryzae (rice weevil)
Lineage: Eukaryota; Metazoa; Arthropoda; Insecta; Coleoptera; Curculionidae
Product: focadhesin
Exons: 12
Coding region: 155-3670 (1171 amino acids)
Biological process (GO): regulation of post-transcriptional gene silencing
Source: RefSeq, a predicted model, not a curated record
AAUGUCAGAAAGUAUUUGAUGAUUGAUUUGAUGUUACUUUUUACAUACUUUUUAUCAAAUAUAUUUGCUUUUUAUAUAUUAUAUACUAUUAUCUCCUAGCAAUCUCCAACAUUUAUUGUUUUAAUUAUUUCUAAUAUCUGGAUUCUAGUCAACCAUGGACACUACAGAUAUUAAAUUAAAUUCAAAAAAUCCGGCAGUUAUAGCACAAGUUUUUUCAGAGCUGGUAAAAGGGGCUACAAAAGAAAAUAAUGAAAAAGCCUUUAUUUAUUUAAGAAAUAAAUGUUUGCUCCCAGAUCCACUACUUAAUGAGACUGCUAGGGCAGCUUUAAUAAUGUUAGUCGACAAUGGAACCUACCAGAUUAAUCAGUUAUUACCAGAUUUUAUUCCAAGCUUAUCAACAAUAAAUAAUAUUGCACCAUUAUCAAAAGUAAUAUUACCUUUAUUGUAUAUGGAACUUAAAAUAUUUUCUGAUAAAAAGGAACCUUAUACCAAACCAAAUCUGGUACAACAUCCUUUAGUAAAGAUUUUACAACAAAAUACUCAAUGCAAUAUACAGAUAAUUAUCUUGAAAGAAAUUAUAAAAGGUUACAACAAUAAUAUAAGUUUAGAUUACCUUACAAAAUUUAACCAUCCUUUUUAUUUAUACUGUGUAUGCUGUCCUAUUUUAAAACUAGAUUUACACCUAUUGAGAAGUAAACUAUGGAGUUUAUUGAUAAAUAUUGAUGAAAAUAAUCACACUGACAAUAUUUUCAAAUUAUGUAGUUGGCUACAGGUCCAAAAAAUAGAUGUAGCAGAAAUCACUAGUGUCUUAAUAGAAGAGGUCUUGAAGUCAAAAAUCUAUCUCUCAGAACCAAAUUCAUCUCAUACAGAUUGUUUCAUACUGAUGCAAAUACUCCUUUGUUAUUACUCAACAUUAAAUGGAAGCAACUGUGAAUUAACUUUUAAACAUUUAAAAGAUACCAUCCCAGAUAAUGAAUUUAGCCAUCUCAAUCUCUGUCUAAUAAUAUUGUCAAAAGCAAUACAAUCUUGCCCAUCAUUAUAUCUUACAGAUUUGUUAGAUUUGUGUUUAAGUUUAGUAAAAAAUAAACGAUGUGCCCCAUAUAGCUUUUUUGCUAUAAAAUCGUCUUUGCUUUUGUGGUUAGCUGUUCCGUCACUGUUAACACAAGAUGCUUUACGAAUUGCAAACAAUAUUUUAGGUAUGGAAACUUUUAUAUGCCGCGAAAGACCAAAAAUUCUAGCUUCAAGACUGAACAAUAGUCAAUGUGAUUAUUUUUUCUUCUGCAACCCUGAACUAUUUCUAUCCUUGCAGUUAGGAUUUAAAAUUGAAUGCACUAGAAAUAAGAAAUUCUCUGUGUGGUUGGAUGGUCUGAAUGAAGCUCCUGUAUAUUUUUCAGUCAGAAUUUUUCCUACUCUAUGUGGUUUUUUGCACCUUAAAAAUUUACAUUCUGAAAAUAAAAUCAGGUUGCUAUCCCUUAUCACCAAAUGCUCAACAAUUCACACUGAGUUAGCACCAACAGUCUUAAAUAAUAUCCUUUAUCAUUUAUCAAACACUAAAGAUAAUAAAUUUCAAUUUGAAUUACUAAAAGCGCUGCCCUCAAUGGCAUGUGAAAAAGAAAAUAUUCCUAAAAUAACAGCGACAAUUGAGGCAAUAGUGGGUGAAUCGAUUCCGCUGUCCAGUAUAGCUAGAGAAUUGAUGUAUAUGACUUGGGAGAUAGAUACAAAAUGUUAUUCAAACCUAGAGAAUCUUUUGUUAACAAAAAGGAGAGACGCUUUAAACACAUAUCUAGCUGAAGAUUUAACAUCCAAAGCGUACAUAAUUAAAAAAUUAGCAGAAAAACGUCCAGAGCUCUAUGGAAAGGAUCUUGUACCACACUUAUCUAAAAUUUUAAAUGAGUGCAGUGAAUCUUGGAUGUCAAUUCCAAUGGUUUUAGCAAUUGAAGGCAUAGGACAUUUAUGUAAAGCUGAAAUAAUUGAUAUUGUUAGAACUUGGGAAACUUUGGUACCAAAAUUCAAAAGUGAAACAAGAGUACCAGUAAUCAAAAGCAUUUGUGCACUGAUAAGUGAAAUACCACUAUUAUCUUAUACAGAGUCAUAUGAAAAAUUAAAUGAUGAAGUCAUACAGUUCCUAUGGGCUUACAUAUUAGAAAAUAAUAACACAGAAAUAAUAAAUGCAGCAUUAAAUGCCUUAGCAGUUUUUAAAUUUGAAUUAAUAUGUGCUAAUAUUCCAACUUAUUAUUUGGAGGAAGAAUUACCACAACAAACAUCAUCAAUAUUAGGACAAAGAACUGUAUCAGGCAACACUUGGUUAAAAUUUCUUUUGAUGUGUAAUUCAAGAGAAGGAGCAACCAAUUUUUUCAUCUCAUUAGUUAAAAAUGAAAUAUCAAAUUACUUGAAGUAUAUUUACCAGUUGAAAAGACAAGCCGAACCUGAUAACUUUGGAGGGUUACCUACAAACAGUAUAGUUAAAGUUUUAGGAGAAUAUGUCAAAAACAACACAGCAAAUAUUUCAAAGUGGAUAAAUACAGAGAAAGACAAAUUAUUUAUCGCCUGUUUGAAAAUUUUAAGUCAAGAAUAUAUUAAACCUUUACCACCUCUAAAUUGGUGUUUUUUACAAGAAUUAAUUCACAUACCAGAGUUGAAAGGUUUUUGCAUUGAUAUAGCUUGCCAUCAGGCAAUUCUGUCAGGUUCAGCUAGAAGGCUAGUUGAAAAUUACAUUGAGGCUCUUACAGAAAAAAAUAAUGCAAGUGAACUUGACAAGGAAUUUGUGAUCAUCUACAAAAACUUAAAGUAUAUUGCUAAAAGUAUACAACCUAUAAUUUUAAAGCCAUUUUUUGAAAAAACAUUAUAUUAUACACUGACUGAAUUUAGGGAGGACGCUGUUCUAAAAGAUAUUCUGCAUUAUUUAAUUUAUGUAUUAGAAGAUGAUCAGAUUCAAAAGAGCAAUAAAAAUAGCAUUGAAGAAGUAAUUAGUGAACUUGUAUUUAUUGUGGACGUUAAUGAUUUGACAUUUAGUUUACUGUUAAAUUGUAUUGGCUCUUUCUCAGAAGAAGGUCUUGAGAAGUUAACAAAAUUUAACUUGUCAUUUGAUGAAGCUGAAUUUGUCAAAAAGAUGAAAAUUAGAUGUAAAAUUGCAUGUAAAAAGAAUUCAUUAACACCUAUGAAAUGGAUAAAUGAUAUUUUCAGUUAUGCAUUUAAAAACAAUGUUAGAUUAGAAAUAUAUCUUGAUGAUAUCUCUACAUGUCUAAAGAGCAACAUACUUCAUUCUGAUACUCCAGCCUGGUUGAUGGAACUGUUUGGUCAACUACAAGUCAAAGUGGCGGACAGAUGUGAAUUAACAGAGAUUGAGUACUUUUCUGAUAUUUUAUCCUUAUCUGUUGUUUAUUUUUCUGGUUUAUCCAUCUUACUGCCUAAAUAUGAUUAUACAAGUAUAAAAUAUUUCUUUCCUGCAGCAAUAGCCUUUAUAUUAGAUGAAUUUGCUUGGCAUAUGCAUAGGAAUCAAAUAUUAGAAUGGCUUCAUCAUAUGAAUAUGGCAGAAAACAUUCCUAAAGAGUAUAGAAAUAUAUUUGGCUGGGCUCUAUGUUCCUUAAGACAUCUUGAAGAAUUUUCAAAAAAUUCCAAGUGGAUGAAGUAUUUUGAUUGUAACAUUCAGACUAGUACAAAUAAAGUUUAAUUACA